Molecule: messenger RNA, 2505 nt
Organism: Notodromas monacha
Lineage: Eukaryota; Metazoa; Arthropoda; Ostracoda; Podocopida; Cyprididae
Source: the annotation of a GenBank genome assembly
AUGAGUCGGGGCAGUGGGAGGGGAGGCCUAGAUCGAGGCCGAGCGACUUGUUUUGAAUGUUUGCUCGAUGAAUCGUUACAAAAUGCGUUCGAUGCCGAUUGGGCUGCCGGCCACAUAACGCAGGAAAGUUGGAACGCAAAUGCGUCGGCAGAAGGAAUCCUGGCGUAUAAGCUACUCGUGCAAACUGGGCAUGUCGACGAUCCCGUCGAUAAAUCUCAGGUGACGACGGCGCGUCUGGUAGACGAGCGCGGGGUGAUCAGGUCGACCGGGUUUUACAACUACCUGUCGGCCUGGGUGUCGAAUGACGCCCUGGCCUACUCGUACAGCGACGGGGCAUUGUCGCCUUCACCGCGUGUCUGGUACCACGACCCGUACGACACCGAGCUCAAGAUCCCCAAGAGCAACUCGCUCGACAUGUCGCUGAUGCCGUUCCAACUCGUCGCAUUGGACUCCACAGAGGCUCUGACGGAUACUGUGGGACAAAUCCGCGCCAUCUGCGAUUCGUUUCGGGCUCGUGGUUUGCCAACGUUUCCAGCGGGCAUCCCAUUCACUUUCUGGGAGCAGUACACUGGGUUGCGACCUCAGAUGGCUGCGUCGAUGGGCGCUGCAGCGGCCUGCGUGUUCGUGACGAUCGCCGUCGGCCUGGGCUCCCCUUGGGCAGGUCUUCUAACGGCGGCUUCCGUUGCCCUCACUGUUUUGUGCCUAUGGGGCACCAUGUCGAUGUUGCUCGGGUUGCAGUUGUCCGCCGUGCCGGCGGCGUUGCUCGUGUGCAGCGUUGGCCUGGUGGCGCGGCCGGCGGUGCAAGUGUUGGCGGCGCACGCGUCGGCCAUCGGCGGCCGAGCGAGGCGCACGGCGAUCGCAUUGGACGCUGUCGGGCCGGCCGUCGUGCACGCCCACCUUGCCGUGCUUUGUGGCGCCGCAAUGCUGGCGUUGGCGCCGUUUGACUUCAUCGUGAGGCACUUCUUCUGCGUAAUCGUCGUUUUGGUUAUGCUGAGUUUGCUGCAUUCCCUACUUCUCCUUCCCGUCUUGCUGACGCUUGCCGGUCCGCCAGCUGAGGUGAGCCCCGUGGAUGGGACGUGUUUGCUGCCAUAUCCUUCACCAGAUCUCCGCCGACCCCAGGAGCGUGCUCCAGCGGGGUACCACAAGAGCUCCGCCGUGCCUGGACGAAGCAUGCGUGUGGUGGCGCCGCCGGGAGGACUCAGACGCGGUGGAAACUUAUACCCGCCGCCGCCGCCGGGAAUGCGCGAAGAGCGCCAGCGAAGCGGUUCUAGCAGAAUGUCAAAGAGGGCUGCCGCUGCGGCAGCAGCAGCAGCGGCAACGCGUGGCUCUCAGAUCUCCUUGUCGACGAUCACGGAAGAACCAAGUAGCUUGACGUCGUCGCACGAGAUCGUCUUGCAGCCGGAGUUGGUGCUGGAGACAAGCCUGAAUGGGCCGUUGACGGCGUCGACGUCGUCGUCUUCAUCUGCCGCGUCGAGCUCGUGUGCGUCGAGUUCUUCGGCGGACGAUUGUUGCGGGAAGCGGCUGGAGGACGUGUCUCCUGCCGCAUCUGUGUCCAGUGGGGUGCAUUUCACAACCAGGGUCACGGCCACGGCCAAGUUCAAGGUUGAGCUUCAUUCCCGACCUGGAUGCGUGACUGCAUCGUCAACAACCAGUUCAUCGAAGCGACGCUCGAGAACCUCAGGAAUUGAACGCGUCAGCAUUUCGCAGCCGACGUCGACGUCGUCAUCGGUGUCGUCAACGCGUUCGGAAUGCGAGUCCAGCUUUGAUCCUUACAUGUCUUCGUCGUCCUCACCGUCUCCUCCGCCAUACCGAAGGUCCAAUGACGGCGUGUGAUCCCAGUUUUUUUUUUUUUUUUGUGAAUAGGAGGAAAACCAAAGAUCUUCAUUGCGGAGUCUCACUGAGGAGGAGAAACUCAAGAGUAUUACGCGAUUCUAGUUUUCCGGAUGGCGGGAAACGGAAGAAAAGAAGUUGUCAAAAACUACCUCGAGCCUGCGCUUCGUCACUUAGUGUUGUCGCCAUGUCUCGCACUUUUCCGCCUAUGAGUGUCGUAACGCUGCUGCGUUCCUCGAAUUUUGUUGUUGCUUUGUUAUGAUUUUGUCGCUUUCUUCUUUUUGACCGAAAGUCCUCCGAUUCCUGGCUCAUGUGGCUUUCGAUUUUUUUGGAUUGUUCGUUGCGCGGAGCUUCCAGAAGUUGUGUUUUUUUUUUUCUUGGCAUGAAGAAGACAUUGUUGUUGGUCGAUUUGUAAAGUCAAGUCUCGGGUGUGUGAGUUGGUUUUCGUACCAGAUAAGGAAGUUUAUAGCAUUUGCAGCCUGGAAUUUUUCCACGAGAAUUCUCCUGUAUUUUUCGCUGUUCGGAAUGACGCGUCUCGUGCUUCCAGCGAUCGUCUGGACGUCGAUUUUUAUUUGAUCAAUCGUUUUCCAUUGUCAAGGGUUUUGUUUUGUUCGAAUCGAUCGUUUUUUUUUUUUCUAAGUGAAAAGGCAUGAUGUCCUAAUGUGUUCAAGCGAG